AUGGUUUCUUUGAUGGUGCCAAAUGCAGAGAACAAUUCGAAGAGAUUAGAAUUCUUCAAAAGCAUAUUUUCUUUCUUUGCAUUCGAAGAAAAAUUACGUAUUUUUUUUCUCUGUCCAACUCUCUCGUUCUUUUCUUCUUCUUUUGUGAUUUCUCUAAUCUAUCUAUAUUUCUUUCUCUUUUUCGUCUGUCUUUGUCUUCUAUUAAUUUCUUUUUUUCCUGUCACUCUUCUUCUUCUUCUUCUUCUUCUUCUUCUCUCUCCCUCCCUCCCAGUUUGUCAUUUUACUUCCCUCUUCAAUAUCACGAUCCUCCCUCUCCUCCCUCCCUCCUUCUCUUCCUGCCAUGUGAUUUAUCUCCUCAUUAUUUCUUAUUCUCUUUCUCUCUCUCUCUCUCCCUCUGUUGCUCUUCUUCAUUCUGCUGUUGUCUUUAUGCACAAUUUUCUUAUUUUCCAAUCGAUUGAUCAAGAGAAUUUUCUUUUUUCUUUCUUUCUUUUUUUUUUUUUUUUAAUUUUUUUUCCUUUUCAUUUAAUUUUUUUUCUCCUUUCUGUCUUUCUUUUUUUCUUUCUUUUUCUUUGGACUUUAAAAAAGAGAGAGAGAGAGAGAGAGAGAGAGAUUUUUCUUUUUUCUUUUUUCUUUUCUUUUGAUUUUUUUCCUUUCAUAAUAAAUUUUUUUCUUUUCUUUCUUUCUUUCUUUUAA
Acanthosepion pharaonis is the source of this 693-nucleotide messenger RNA. Lineage: Eukaryota; Metazoa; Mollusca; Cephalopoda; Sepiida; Sepiidae. The record is from the annotation of a GenBank genome assembly.